Messenger RNA from Rhododendron vialii, 1228 nucleotides. RefSeq names its product xyloglucan endotransglucosylase protein 7-like. The record is from RefSeq and is a predicted model, not a curated record. The transcript is spliced from 3 exons. Lineage: Eukaryota; Viridiplantae; Streptophyta; Magnoliopsida; Ericales; Ericaceae. Gene Ontology annotation, biological process: cell wall biogenesis; xyloglucan metabolic process. Gene Ontology annotation, cellular component: cell wall; apoplast. The coding region runs from base 91 to 981 and encodes 296 amino acids. Gene Ontology annotation, molecular function: hydrolase activity, hydrolyzing O-glycosyl compounds; xyloglucan:xyloglucosyl transferase activity.
UCACUCCAAAACACAAUCAAAUACACCUUCUCAGUUUCUCUCACUUAAAAAAAAAAACCCCUCCACUCAAAAACACCUCUCACCAAGCAAAUGGCUUCUUCUUCUUCUUCUUCUUCUUCUUCUUUAAGAGUUUCAGCAUUGUUGCUUGUGAUGUCUAUUGUGAGUGGUUCAGCAAUGGUUGUCUCCGCUGGUAAUUUCUACCAAGACAUGGACAUCACAUGGGGCAACGGCCGAGGUCAGAUACUCGACAACGGCGGCCUUCUCACUCUUUCACUCGACAACUUCUCUGGCUCUGGCUUCCAAUCCAAGAAUCAAUACCUCUUUGGGAAAUUGGAUAUGCAACUCAAGCUCAUCCCCGGAAACUCUGCUGGCACCGUCACCACCUAUUAUUUAUCCUCACAAGGAUCAACCCAUGACGAGAUAGACAUGGAAUUCCUGGGGAAUUUGAGUGGUGAUCCUUACAUUCUCCACACCAAUGUCUUUAGUCAAGGAAAGGGAAACAGAGAGCAACAAUUCUACCUGUGGUUCGACCCAACUGCAGAUUUCCACACCUACUCCAUCCUUUGGAACCCACAAAACAUCAUAUUUUCAGUAGAUGGGAUACCCAUUAGACAGUUCAAGAAUGAGGAGUCAAAUGGUGUUCCAUACCCACAAUACCAAGCCAUGAGGGUAUACGCAAGCCUGUGGGAUGCUGAGGAUUGGGCAACAAGGGGUGGGCUUGUGAAGACUGACUGGACGAAAGCCCCGUUCACUGCUUCGUAUAAAAACUUCAGUGCAAACGCUUGCGUUUGGUCUAAUGGAGCAUCUUCUUGUGGUUCCAGUACCUCUGGGAGUAACAGUAAUUCAUGGUUAUCAGAACAGUUGGACGACGCGACCCAAGGCCAGAUGAAAUGGGUGCAGAACAACUACAUGAUUUACAAUUACUGCACUGAUACCAAGAGGUUCCCCCAAGGCUUGCCUCAGGAAUGCAGCAUGUCCUAAGUUGACAGAGAAGAUCGAUCGUACCCUCCAAACCCAAAUAGUGUUAUCUGUUUUUGCUACUGCCGUAUAGCCUUGUCUUGAGGAUAUUCUUUUUGAUACAUACACAAUUGAAUUCUUGUGUCAUUGUUGUUCUAGAGCUGGAAUCAAUAUUAAUAAUUUGUUAUUCUUUCUGUAUUAAUCAGCUUAAAUGAUAAUGUUGGAAGUUUGCGAGUGAUUAAUAAGACUUUGUUAUGUGUUUCCGAGUUUA